Cephus cinctus (wheat stem sawfly) is the source of this 3180-nucleotide messenger RNA. Its product is annotated as RNA cytidine acetyltransferase. The record is from RefSeq and is a predicted model, not a curated record. Gene Ontology annotation, biological process: rRNA acetylation involved in maturation of SSU-rRNA. Lineage: Eukaryota; Metazoa; Arthropoda; Insecta; Hymenoptera; Cephidae. Gene Ontology annotation, molecular function: tRNA binding; ATP binding; 18S rRNA cytidine N-acetyltransferase activity. Gene Ontology annotation, cellular component: 90S preribosome; nucleolus. The coding region runs from base 413 to 3103 and encodes 896 amino acids. The transcript has 16 exons.
CGGAUUUUUCGUGGAUUCGCUCGAUUCCAUGCAUGUGUUCAUAAGGGCCAUAAGCAGCCAUAAGAUAAGCACGCGGUCUGUUCAGUAAAAAUGGUUCGUAAGAAAAUAGAUAACCGUGUAAGGGUUUUAAUUGAGAAUGGUGUUAUCGCCGGUCAUAGGACAAUGUUUGUCGUCGUGGGAGAAAAAGCGAGAGAUCAGGUUGUUAUACUACAUCACAUGCUUUCAAAGUCUGUGGUAAAGGCUCGUCCAUCAGUUCUCUGGUGCUAUAAAAAGGAGCUGGGCUUCAGCAGUCACCGUAAAAAGAAAAUGAAGUCGCUCCAGCGAAAAGUAAAGUCUGGUAAAUUAGACGUUAACGAGGACGAUCCAUUUGAGUUAUUCGUUGUUUCUACAAAUAUUCGUUACUGUUACUACAAUGAAACACACAAAAUUCUGGGUAAUACCUAUGGCAUGUGUGUACUACAGGACAAUAGAGACUGUCGAAGGUGGUGGUCUUGUGAUCCUUUUACUCCAAUCCAUGAACUCUCUUAAACAACUGUACACUAUGAGCAUGGAUGUGCAUCAGAGAUUCAGAACAGAGGCCCAUCGAGAUGUAGUGUGUAGAUUUAAUGAGAGAUUCCUCUUAUCUCUAGCAUCUUGCAAUAGGUGUCUUGUAGUAGACGAUCAGUUGAGAGUUUUACCAUUGUCAUCACAAAAUUUGAAAAUUGAACCUCUUCCUAAAGCUGGUGCUACUGAGGAGCAGCAAGAACUUAUCUCUCUGAAGGAGAGUCUACGGGAUACCCAACCGGUUUCUGCCCUUAUCAAUUGUUGCAAAACCGUCGACCAGGCAAAAGCUCUCCUCAAAUUUAUUGAAACUAUCUCAGAGAAGACUUUAAGGUCUACAGUAUCCUUAACUGCUGCUCGAGGUAGAGGAAAAUCAGCAACUAUGGGGCUUGCUGUUGCUGCGGCGGUGGCUUUUGGAUAUUCAAAUAUUUAUAUAUCGAGUCCAAGUCCUGAAAAUCUUAACACAUUCUUUGAGUUUGUUUUUAAAGGGUUUGAUGCUUUGGCUUAUCAGGAACAUUUGGAUUAUGGAUUAGUACAGUCUACUAAUCCCGAAUUUAAUAAAGCUACUGUUCGUGUAAAUAUCUUUAGGGAUCACAGACAAACUAUUCAGUAUAUUCAUCCUACUGAUGUACAUAAACUAAGUCAAGCGGAGUUGUUAGUUAUUGAUGAAGCAGCUGCAAUUCCUUUGCCAUAUGUUAAGGCAAUGCUCGGCCCCUAUUUAGUCUUCCUUGCUUCUACAAUUAAUGGAUACGAAGGUACCGGCCGAUCGCUUUCAUUAAAAUUACUCCAGCAAUUGCGCUCGCAGACGUCACCUGGAAAUACUCAUGAAAAAUCGAGUAAGAACAGUGAAAAAAAUGCAGUCGUGGGACGGCAGCUGCACGAAUUGACACUUGAGGAAUCAAUCCGUUAUAAAUCAGGCGAUUCGGUAGAGCAAUGGCUGUGCGAUUUGCUUUGCUUAAAUGCAGCUACGCAGGCUCCAAUAUUGUCUGGUUGUCCACCGCCUGACACUUGUCAAUUAUACUACAUAAACCGAGACACGUUAUUCUCUUAUCACAAGGCAUCCGAAUUAUUCUUGCAAAGGCUUGUGGCUCUGUACGUCGCCUCUCACUAUAAAAACACUCCAAAUGACUUGCAAAUGAUGUCUGACGCUCCGGCACAUCAUCUGUUUUGUUUACUUGGACCAGUCGAUCCGAACAGGAAGUCACUACCUGAGAUAUUAGUAGUCAUUCAAGUUUGUCUUGAGGGAGAGAUCAGUAAGGCCACCAUUGUCGAUGGACUUGGUCGAGGUCGACGUGCAGCUGGUGAUUUGAUACCCUGGACAAUGGCCCAACAAUAUCAGGAUCAAGAUUUUCCUACUCUUGCUGGUGCAAGAAUUGUUCGUAUUGCUACUCAUCCAGAUUACCAUGGAAUGGGAUACGGAAGCCGUGCUCUGGAAUUGCUAAGACAGUAUUAUGAAUUAAAUAUUCCCAACAUUGAAGAGACAUCUGAGGAAAUCUCAGUAAACCCUGAGAUUACAAACGUCCAGGAUGAGGACAUUGGACUAUUGGAAGAGACUAUUGAACCGAGGGCUUCAUUACCACCGUUACUUUCAAAACUAAGUGAACGGAAACCAGAGCACUUGGAUUACAUUGGAGUCUCAUUCGGCUUGACGGAAUCUCUGUUAAAGUUUUGGAAAAAAGCAAAAUUCAUUCCUGUCUAUUUAAGACAAACAACGAAUGACAUAACAGGAGAACAUUCCUGCAUAAUGCUCAGUAAACUUAAUCCAGAAAAGGAUGAGUCCGAUUGGCUCGAAUCAUAUUGGCGAGAUUUCCGUCGGCGUUUCAUCAGCUUAUUAUCUUAUUCCUUCAAUUCAUUCUCACCAUCAUUGGCUCUCAGUGUACUUGUUAAUCGUACAAUCAAUACAGUACCAACAACUCUGACGAAGGAUACUCUGGACGUUUACUUUACCUCGUACGACUUGAAACGAUUGGAAAUGUAUAGCAACAACAUGGCAGAUUAUCAUUUAAUAAUGGACUUAUUACCGAGUCUUGGUAAAUUAUAUUUCUUAAACCUAAUGGGAGAUUCGCACUUCUCACCUGUACAGGCUGCUAUUCUCUUGGGACUAGGUCUUCAGCACAAGACAGUAGACAAGCUCAGCGAAGAGCUAGGCCUACCCUCUUCCCAAUUGCUCGGUCUCUUUAAUAAAAUUAUUCGCAAAUCUGUGAAAUAUCUGAAUGACAUAGCGGAAGCGUUUGUGGAAAGUAAAAUGUUGCUGCCGGAUAGAAAGAACGACAUUACUUUGGAUCCAUCAAAGGGUCGCGGUUUACAAGAGGAAUUGGAAGAGGCUGCCAAGGCAUUAAAAGUCAAGCAGAAAGCUGAGCUCGAAAGACUCAAGAAAGAGAAUCUCGAUCAAUACGCCAUAAAAGGUACGGAUACUGAAUGGAGCAAAGCCCUUUCCGGUAAGAAAAAUAAAAGUUUAAUAUCCGUAAAGAUCGGCGAGAAGAGGGCGACCAACGAGACGGACGAAACUCCACUAGAAUUUCCACAGAAGGAGAAGAAGAAGAAGAAACGAUUCUCUAAAUAGUUAUUAAUCGUUCGAAUAUAUUUUCAUCUACGUUUAACGUUAACAUUGUAAAAUAAAUAUGGAUAUUUAAAAAGUAA